UAGCUGAAGGGUCUUAUCCACAUUAUUCUAUACUUUGUUAUACAUUACCUCCUAAAGAAUAUCCAAUUUCUGAUAACUAUUCCAUAAAAACUACAUGGAGACGUGAAAAAAAACAACAAACAAUCCAAUGUGAAAUUGAAUAUAAGGAUGGAAAAUCUCGUGAUAAAUGUAUGAUUAAACCUGCUGAACAACCUUCACCAAAAACACUUAAAAGAUACACAACAGAACUUGAAAUUAUGAUCAAAGAAAAUUUUAUUCAAAGCACAAAAUCCAAAGAAGGAACCAAACUCCCAAAUAUGGUUGAAAUACCUACAGAAAAAG
Molecule: messenger RNA, 321 nt
Organism: Cetraspora pellucida
Lineage: Eukaryota; Fungi; Glomeromycota; Glomeromycetes; Diversisporales; Gigasporaceae
Source: the annotation of a GenBank genome assembly